Drosophila melanogaster (fruit fly) is the source of this 2443-nucleotide messenger RNA. RefSeq names its product misato (gene mst). The transcript has 3 exons. The coding region runs from base 36 to 1760 and encodes 574 amino acids. Lineage: Eukaryota; Metazoa; Arthropoda; Insecta; Diptera; Drosophilidae. The record is from RefSeq and is marked reviewed. Gene Ontology annotation, cellular component: mitochondrion. Gene Ontology annotation, biological process: mitochondrion organization.
AAUUGCAUCCGAAUUAGUCACUUUCGCCGGCUGUUAUGGACUAUACACGUGAAAUUUUGACCUUCCAGUUCGGAACGUACGCGAAUUACGUGGGCACACACUUCUGGAACCAGCAGGAGGCCAACUUUAGGUACGGAGACGAAAGCGAACAGGUGGCCGAGGAGCAGCUGCCCAACAAUGAUAUUUUGUACCGUGAAGGGCGCAACGACCUCAAUCGUACCACCUACACGCCCCGCCUGCUGUCCGUGGAUUUGUCCGGGACCCUGGGACAUCUGCCGGUGACCGGCGAGCUGUACGGCAAUUUUGUGCAGCGUGAUGAGGAGUUGCUGCCCCUGAGCACCGGAGAGGAAUUGGAACAGGUUCGCAAGCGGGCAGAGGAGAGCGGCGUAUGCUCACCGGAGCAGCUGGAAGUGCAGGAGCAGUCGAAGGCCUCCAUUUCCGAAUAUCAGCGGGAUCUGCUCAAGAAUGCUGUGGUGCCCGAGAAGAACUAUCAGCUGGCAGCGACGGCAAACAGUUGGGUGGACUUCCUUUACGCCAGGUAUCACCCGAGAACCUUGAAUGUCUUGCCGGGGCUGAUCCGAGAUCCGACUGCCCAAGCCCUGGGUACCUACUCUGCCGGAACAGAAAUGUGGCAGGAAGUCUCCUUCAACGAGGAGUUCUGCGAUCGUAUCCGUUUGUAUGUAGAGGAGUGCGAUGGCCUGCAGGGCUUCCACGUGCUGUUCGACAUUGACGAUGGCUUCGGCGGACUGGCUGGGAAGUGCCUGGAGCACCUCAACGAUGAGUACAGCCGGGCGAGUUUCGCGCUGCCACUUCACUAUCCCAGGAUCACUAGUUAUCCCCAAGCGGAUACCCGCCUGUCGCACAGCAUUCGGGUGGUAAACAAUGUGUUGGGCUACCACCAACUCAGCGAGCAGGCUUUGAUGUUCACGCCGCUAUCCACGCUGGAGACCAUCUGGCGAAACAAUAAUCUGAAGUCGCGCAGUCUGCCGGGACUCCAGUGGGAGACGGAUAACCUCUACCAGACAUCAGCGCUGCUGGCCGCCUUUUUCGACACGGCCACCUUGAGUUACCGCCUGCGGCAAACGCCAGAAUCUUUGCUACGCUUUUGCGAAUGCGUCACUCCAGCGGGCAGAAAGAUGACCGCCGCUGGAUUGGCUCUGCCAUUUGGGCUGAGGGAGGGUCAGGAUCUGAUAGAGUUUCUAGACCAGAGUGGCGACCACGCGCUGCUCACACAACUCACACCGGGCUGUGAGCCUGGCACAUCCUACGUGGUGCAAUCAGUGACGGCUCGUGGCAUUCCCGCGGAACGUUUGAAACGGCCCAGGGAGCUGGCCGGCGAUCAACUUCGGAUGGCUGCCUAUAGCUGCGAUAGUAUAUCCCAUAUGCUGCAGCUAUACUACCAGUGCACCUAUCAUGGAAGUGUUACAAAUGCGGCAGCCACACCACUGCCACUAAAGACACAGCUACCUUUUCCUUAUGAAAUGUUUGCAGCCGGUAUAUCACGCGAUGGCUACCGCUUGCCUGAGGGGGCGGAACGCGAGACGGGUAGUCGUGUGGAUUCGGCACCCAUGCUGGCCGCCGUACAGAACUCCACCAAGCUGGGCGAGCAUCUGGACAAUGUGCACGCCCAAUCGCAUCGAGUGCAGCUGGCCAAGUUGCAAGCGUACUCUAAUUCUGGAUUGGAGCGGGAUGAGUACGAUACGGCGCUGGAUCAGCUGCUUGAGUUCCGCGACCUUUACGCAGACUCGCAGUAUCUAUAGGAUGCUGUGGUUUUGGAAACUAAGAUUUUGUGAUAAGCCUAGGAUUAUGUACACAAAAAACACUCGUAUACAGUCGAAUUCAAGAUGAAUAUGUCAUUUUAUAUUGCCUCCGAAUUAUAUUUUCGUUUAGUUCAAACGACAUAAUUUGAUUAGUUCUUGUGCAUUUAUUUCUGUUAAAUUGUAAUUCCCUUAGAAUUCCUAUAUCUCUUUUAUUUUUACGACUCUCGUGAAGAUUGUUGUAACCAAACUCAACCUAUCGAUGCAUAUAUUAUUUGCUUAGCUUAAAAUGUUCUCGAAACCAUUGUUACGGCCUGUAUGUAUAAGCUUAAUGUGCCAUGCUCCUUGUCCUCUAAGGUGUCAGGUUGGUUAGCUUUACCCGGAGCGGAAGUUGAUGGGCUGUGGCCCCACCCGCGGCACUUUGUGAUUGGCAGUCUCGGAAGCGGCUUUGAUAUUUUCGCGUUUCCAGGAAAGCGAGGAAAGUAAAAAACAAAACAAAACAAAACAAAAACAAUGUUGUCUGGGCAGAGAAUUUUGAGAGUCGUCAAUGAAGUUUCUAAUAACGCAGAAUGGUCGAAAUGGCCAAUUUGAUAAGUAUUUAAAAAAAAUGUUUAAUUCUGAGCGGUAAAACGUUUGUGACUACAAGGUCUAUAAUUACAUCGAUUUAUAUCUUUAGUUUCUCAGCU